GUACCGUAAAUGACACAAUAUAAGACACCUACACAAUAUAAGAAACCCCCCACAGAGUAUACCACACCCCGGUGGUAAUUUUGGGCGUCUCUGACAGACCAUCGAAUUAUCACCGGGGGUACACAAUAUAAGAAACCCCGGUGAUAUUUGUAGUUGCGCCGCAUGCAUUCGCGGGCCCCCUCCUUCUUUUAUGACCCGGGGUGACAGCAUCUGCCCUUGCGCAUCAUCACACCACACACACAGCUGUGUGCGGAGGAACACCCCGCAUGCAGACCCCAAAGAACAUGAACAUGCAGGCAGAGCAGAGUGUAGCCGGCACUACCGGUAGUACCCCCGCUCCUUCGACCGCUGCUUCGGCAACUGCUUCGACUGUAGCAGCACAGGCGCCACAGCAGAUGACCUUCUUUGGGCCCGCGCACUCUUCUUCUACGAGAGAGGCUCCUCCUGCCGGCACUCUUGCUCCUGCUGCUGCUGUUGAUCUAACAGCAGCAGAAGGAGCUGGAGCAGCAACAGGCGCAAACAUGACAGCCUCUGCAUCGCCUCAGCAGCAGCCAGUUGCUGGCUUGAUGUCAGCAGCGCGUUCGAGCACCGAAGCCGACGAAUCAACGCGCAGCAGCCAAGCAUCUCAGUUGGUGGACGUGGUGGACGAGGAGCCCACCACUUCCGCUGGGACGGAAGAAAGAUCCAAUGGACGUGGUGGACGAGGAGCCCACCACUUCCGCUGGGACGGAAGAAAGAUCCAAACGGCGCCGGCCGACUGGCGCCAGCAGUCUACGGAACACGUCGCGUCCAUGGACAGCAUGGGGUAUAAUAACGCGCUGCAUCACUUGGAAGGCACCGGCUCAAAGUUUGCGAAGGAGACGCGUGUUCGCUUGCGAGAGUUGGAAGCCAAGAAGGAGAGCAAGUCUCCGACAGCUCACCGCCACCCUCGGCGGCAUCUUACGGAGCCGGGUGGGGGCGAGGCGGUGUACGCCAAGUUCCUCAAGUGGGCGUCCUAUGAGAGCUUCAAGGAACGUCCGAGCGACAACUUCACGGACCCUGGCCGUACGCUCUUCCUCUCGACGCGUUGCAAGUGCCUGGUCCUCCCUGCAAUGGAGCAGUGCGCGUGCAAGAUCCACUCGCAGCAGGUGCUAUACAUCGAGGCGCUAGCCAAUGUCGACAUGACCAGCCACGGGGAAUGUGGUUGUCGAUGAUGCAAC
Ectocarpus sp. CCAP 1310/34 is the source of this 1199-nucleotide messenger RNA. NCBI's taxonomy places the organism in Eukaryota, Phaeophyceae, Ectocarpales, Ectocarpaceae. The record is from the annotation of a GenBank genome assembly.